Molecule: messenger RNA, 1527 nt
Organism: Enterobius vermicularis (human pinworm)
Lineage: Eukaryota; Metazoa; Nematoda; Chromadorea; Rhabditida; Oxyuridae
Source: the annotation of a GenBank genome assembly
CUUUACGUGGCGCCAAAGUUUGUUACCCCGUCUGUAAGGGGAUCUCCUCUACUAGUCGAUUGGUUCGGUGAUAAAGGGGCUAUUGGAAAAAAAUGGAUUAAAUCCAGUGGGAAAAAAAAUGAUGUUGAAGAUUCUAUUGCUAAGUAUAACGGCGAAUGGGAAAUAGAAGAGCCAACACAGAAGAUUAUUGAGGGGGAUAUGGGGUUAAUAGUGAAAACUAAAGCUCGCCAUCACGCGAUCGCAGCGAAGCUUAGCCGUCCGUUUCAGUUUGAUGGGCCGCCUCUGAUAGUUCAGUAUGAAGUCAAAUAUGAAGAUGGUCAAGAAUGCGGUGGAGGCUAUUUGAAAUUACUAACUGUAGGUGCAGAAAAUAACAUAAAGGAAUUUACGGACAAAACUCCAUAUACUAUCAUGUUCGGUCCUGACAAAUGUGGCCAAACUGCUAAAGUGCAUUUUAUAAUUCGUUUCAAGAAUCCAAAGAAUGGAGUUAUCACAGAACACCACGCGAGUCAGCCAUCUUCUUCAAUUUCUUCUUACUUUGACGAUCAUCGCACUCAUUUAUACACCCUUAUUGUACGACCCGAUGAAACAUUUACUGUCUUGGUCGAUCAUUCUAAGAUUAUGUCGGGUAGCCUUCUAACGGACUUGGAACCGUCAAUAAUUCCUCCUCCGAAAGUCGAUGACCCCACUGAUAAGAAGCCGAAAGAUUGGGAUGAGCGAGAAAUGAUAGAUGAUGUUAAUGCCAAAAAGCCUGACGACUGGGAUGAAGAUGCUCCAAAGGAAAUAGAAGAUGCUGAUGCUGUGAAACCCGAUGAUUGGCUGGAAGGUGAAGAAUCUCUGAUUCCUGAUCCGAAAGCUACAAAGCCGAAUGAUUGGGACGACGAAAUGGAUGGGGAAUGGGAAGCACCGAAAAUUGACAACCCGAAGUGUAAAAAAGUAUCGGGAUGCGGGAAGUGGAAACGACCAAUGAUCCCCAACCCAGCCUAUAAGGGGAAGUGGAAGGCACCGAAGAUUAAGAAUCCUGCGUAUAAAGGCAAAUGGACUCCUAGACAGAUUGAUAACCCAAUAUAUUUUGAACCUCAUCCGUACAUGGAAAUGCAGCACACUGCUGCUGUUGGCUUUGAACUUUGGACUAUGAGUGCAAAUAUUGUUAUCGAUAACAUAUAUGUAGGAACCGAUGAAGCUGCCGCAAAAGAUUUUGCCGAACAGACUUUCGAUUUGAAGAAGACGCAGGCCAAUGCCACCACACCAAGUCAAGGGAUCGUGAACAAGCUAGUAUCAGCGACUGAAGAACGCCCGUGGCUUUGGGCAAUUUACGUACUUGUAGUGUUAGUUCCCGUUGUUGGAAUAACCUUGGCAAUUAAAAGGAGAAGAACACGUGAUAUUGAUCAUAAAAAAACCGAUGAGGUUCAUUUACAGGAUUUCUUCAAUCAAAGCUCGGAUACUGGAUCUCGCUCAGCCAGUCCUGCUAGGAGCCAACAGAGUAGAAAAGCAGAUCUUGAAGAGGUUUUUUUGCUUUUUCUAACUUAA